AUGCUCAUAAUUCCAAUUUGCCUCAGUCUAGCACAAAUUUGUUCGAUUCCAACCAACCAACCUGAAAAGCUGCAUGGCGCUGCCGCAUGCCCAGCUGAAGAGCCCCGUCCACCCACUUACCAAAUCAGGAUUCGCAAGAUCAGCCUUACAGCACAAUCCAAUCCCGGAGACGCGCCGGGAUCCGACUUAAUAAAUCACAAGCACCCGACUACCACAUACAUCAUGAGAAUCCCUACGAAACAAGUACAAGACCUGUCGCUAUCAGACAAAGAUGAAAAUGGCUUCCCGCCAGUCUACUUUCAGCUUGACAACUUCCCCCGGAAGAAUGCACUGGUGGUCAGCCUACAGCCGCCAACGGAGCCCUCCACUCCCGUCCACCAUGUCCCUUGCGAUAUCGUGCUUGUCAUUGAUGUUUCUGGUAGUAUGUUUGAUGCCGCGCCAGUGCCUGGCGAGGGCUCCUCGGAGGCUAAUGGCCUUUCCAUCUUGGACCUUGUCAAGCAUGCCGCGCUCACAAUCAUUGAGACUAUGGACGAGCGUGACCGUCUGUCUAUCGUGACCUUUGCCAGCAGUGUCACGGUUUUACAGCCUCUGGAGUGCAUGACCGACGAAAACAAAACGACGGCCCGCAAGAACAUCAAAAGCAUGCAGCCCAAAGAUGCUACAAAUCUAUGGCAAGGCAUUUUGACCGGACUUAAGCAGUUUGAAGAUGUCAAGUCUGAUGGCAAGGUUCCUGCCGUGAUGGUUCUCACCGACGGCAUGCCAAACCACAUGUGCCCACCUGCUGGCUAUAUCCCAAAGCUUCGGACCAAGCUUCCGCUGCCGGCCACUGUCCAUACAUUUGGCUUUGGGUACCAUCUGCGGUCUGGUCUGCUCAAGUCCAUCGCAGAGAUCGGCAACGGCAACUACUCCUUUAUCCCUGAUGCUGGCAUGAUUGGCACCGUCUUUGUUCACGCGGUGGCCAAUCUACAAAACACUUAUGCCACAGAAGCCAUCCUACAGCUCAAGUACACCGCAGACACGCAGAUUCGAGAAGCGAUGGGUAUCUCUGUUCUCAGCAGCCCGCCGGAACCUCUCGGCGAUUCGUCUCAGCAGGGGCUGCAGCUUGACAUCCCACUGGGAAACAUACAAUACGGACAAUCGCGAGAUAUAUUCUUACGUUACCACAGCCCACAUAUAUCCAAGCUUUGUGGCAUGGACCCCGGUCCGUUACCCAUCGUUGAAGCUACAAUCAAAUACAAGCUCGUCCUUGACAACGAUGCGGGCAACUACACAUCAGCCACCAUUAUACAUAAUUUGACGAACGACUCUUACUCGCCAGAGGAAAGAGCCGCAUAUCACGAAUCGAGAGCUCUCAUUUGUUCCUUUAUUUCCAGCCUGUUCCCGAUUGAGAAGCAAGGAGAACACAAAGCCGCCGUUUCGAGCAGAUUCGAACAGGUCACCAAAGAACUGGCGACACUCAUCGAGAAGCUGCCGUCCAGCAAUUACUCGGAUCCGCUCAACAAGUCUUUGCUGCAAGACCUCGCUGGAGAGGAGCCAGAGGGCCAAAUCUCGAUUGCUCUGAAGGAAGACAAGGGCUUUUUCCGCAAAUGGGGGCAACACUAUCUACCAUCCCUUCUCAACGCUCAUACCCGACAGGUGUGCAAUUCGUUCAAGGACCCCGGCCCUCUCCAGUAUGGCAAAGACAGCCCUCUCUUCAUAGCCUGCCGCGACAGGUUGGACGAGGCCUUUGACAGUCUGCCGCCCCCGGAGCCAUCCCGCCAACAGCACAUUGCCAGAAGGCACGGGCUGCUUAGCGGGGGUGGUGGUGGUGGUGCAGCCGUCGCCAGCUCGGGCGGCCGCCACAUCUCCAUGAGCAGCUACCGAAACUCGCGCGGCGUGUGCUUUGCCGGCUCGACGCUGGUCCAGCUCGCCUCCGGGCGCGACAUUGAAAUGCGCCGCGUGCGCCGAGGCAUGAAGCUCCAGACGCCGCUGGGCUCGCGCAAGGUCGCCGCCGUGCUGCGGACGCCCGUCAAGGACGAGACGCUCUGCCGCGUGGGCGCCGUCCUCGUCACACCGUGGCACCCCAUCUCCCUCGACGGCAAGGCCUGGACGUUUCCGGCCUACACCGCCGACAAGGCCGUCCGGUACACGGGCUCCAUCUACUCCAUCAUGCUGCAGCGCGACAGGAGCCCCGAGGCGCACGCGCUUCGUCUGAACGGGGGCAGCGGCGGCGGCGGCCUCUGGGGCGUGACGCUGGGCCACGGCGUGACGAGCGGCGGCGACGUCCGCGCGCACGUCUUCUUUGGCGACUACAACGCCGUGAGCAAGUCCCUGAUGGGCCUCAAUGUCGGCCUGCGCGGCGAGUUUAUCGGCAGCGGCGUGGGACGCGACUCGCACAACGGGCUGGUGUGCAGGUUUGUGAAGGACGAAAGCCGAGGCAGAGCCUUGAGCUGGGCGCCUGGUGCGCGAAGCAAGACUGUUCUUCGGUCUUGA
Akanthomyces muscarius is the source of this 2472-nucleotide messenger RNA. RefSeq lists its product as uncharacterized. Lineage: Eukaryota; Fungi; Ascomycota; Sordariomycetes; Hypocreales; Cordycipitaceae. The coding region runs from base 1 to 2472 and encodes 823 amino acids. The transcript is spliced from 5 exons. The record is from RefSeq and is a predicted model, not a curated record.